AUAUCAAUAAUUAUAAUUAUAAAAAAUUGAAAAGCGGCAUCGAGAACAUAAACAUCAUAGGAAGGAGAGAGAGGAGGGGGUUGUGUAAUGUAACGGAACUUUUGAGAGUGUGUGUGGAGAAGACAACUGCCACCCGUUCCAAGGAGACAGAAGAAGAGAAGAGAGCCACCUCGUUGUUUGUUCCUCUUUUAUAUUCUAUCUAUCUAUCAAUCGCGCCUGCAAGAUUAGAUAGUAUAAUUAACCUACCCUCUAAUUUGUGUGUCUUCACGAGUUGAGUUUUCCUUUCAAGGCCCUCAUACGGCAACUCGAUCUGCUUUUUGUUCAUCCGCAAACCCUAACACAAAAUGUGGUGGAUGAUGAACGAGACCGGGGGCAACUACUGUUCAAAGAAGAGCGAUGAUUUGUGCAGCAAAGUUUGUGGCCAGGAAUCAAGUCAAGUUUCUGGCAUGUCAAGAAUCCGCUGCAUUUUGCGUGGCUUGGAUGUAAAGACCUACAUAUUCAUAUUUGCUGUGAUCCCAAUGUGCAUAUUUGGAAUAUACCUGCAUGGCCAGAAAAUCUCGUACUUUCUGCGACCCCUGUGGGAAAAACCACCGAAGCCAUUCCAUGUCAUCCCCCAUUACUAUAACCAGAAUGUGUCCAUGGAGAAUCUAUGCAAACUUCAUGGAUGGGGAGUCCGUGAGUUUCCAAGGCGUGUUUACGAUGCUGUGUUGUUCAGUAACGAGAUUGAAAUACUCAAUUUGCGGUGGAGAGAAUUGUACCCUUACGUUAAUGAGUUUGUGCUCCUUGAAUCAAAUUCUACAUUCACUGGAUUGCCUAAGCCUCUGGUUUUUAAGAGCCAUCGCCACGAGUUCGAGUUUGCAGAGCCCCGGUUAACUUAUGGAACUAUUGGUGGCAGAUUUAGGAAAGGAGAAAACCCAUUUGUUGAGGAGGCAUAUCAGCGCGUAGCAUUGGACCAGCUUCUCAGGAUAGCCGGUAUAACAGAUGAUGAUUUGUUGAUCAUGUCUGAUGUUGACGAGAUACCAAGUGCCCACACUAUUAAUCUCCUGAGAUGGUGUGAUGAAAUUCCUUCAAUCAUUCAUCUCCAGCUGAAGAACUAUCUAUACUCAUUUGAGUUUCGUUUGGAUGAUAAGAGCUGGAGGGCUUCGGUUCAUAGGUAUCAGACUGGGAAGACAAGGUAUGCUCAUUAUCGCCAGUCGGAUAUCUUAUUGGCAGAUUCUGGGUGGCAUUGUAGCUUUUGCUUCAGGCGCAUCAGUGAUUUUGUUUUCAAGAUGAAAGCCUACAGCCAUUAUGAUAGAGUCAGGUUCUCUCAUUAUUUAAAUCCAGAUAGAAUCCAGAGUGUUAUCUGCUCUGGGGCUGAUUUAUUCGACAUGCUGCCUGAGGAGUACACUUUCAAGGAAAUCAUUGGCAAAAUGGGACCGAUACCCCAUUCCUAUUCUGCAGUUCAUCUUCCUGCUUAUCUCUUGGAAAAUGCAGAUAAGUAUAAGUUCUUGUUACCCGGAAACUGCAUGAGAGAGAGAUGAUCCUGGAAACUCAUCCAUGAGACUGAUUUUCUUGCUAAGCUUUUUGUUAGCUUGUGCAGCAGCUUAAGGUGGUGACUCCUCUCAGGUGUGUGAACUGAGGUUCUGUUCUGGUGAUUGUGUGUCACUUCUAUAGGGCUGUAUCAUUGUCCAGUGAGAUAUUCUUUGAGAAAUUCCUUGAGUUCAGACAAAUUCUUUUGACUUUGAGGUGAGGAACUCUUGUACAUAGCUUAGAGGUGCACCUCAUUCAAGGGGGGGAGCAGUAUCUAUUCUUCUGAAGAGCGAUUUGAAAGUGCUGUUUAGGAACAUGCUUGCCAUGAUUGAACUCCGUGUUUAUUUGGUAUUUUAGUGUGGCUGUGAUCCCCAGAUAUACCAUAGAGUAGCUUAAAGUUUCCCUACCUUUUUCCCGGUUGGGAAUUUUUGUUCUGCCAGACCAAUUCAUUUUCUUCUAUUCUUUAGUUGGUUAUCA
This is a messenger RNA of Arachis duranensis, 1986 nucleotides long. RefSeq lists its product as uncharacterized. NCBI's taxonomy places the organism in Eukaryota, Viridiplantae, Streptophyta, Magnoliopsida, Fabales, Fabaceae. The record is from RefSeq and is a predicted model, not a curated record. Bases 345 to 1520 code for a protein of 391 amino acids. Gene Ontology annotation, molecular function: beta-1,4-mannosylglycoprotein 4-beta-N-acetylglucosaminyltransferase activity. The transcript is spliced from 2 exons. Gene Ontology annotation, cellular component: membrane. Gene Ontology annotation, biological process: protein N-linked glycosylation; N-acetylglucosamine metabolic process.